AUGAAACUGCAUUACUCUAAAAUAUUAUUAUUUUCCCUACCAUUAAAUAUAUUGGUAACAUCAUCAUAUGCCCAUAAUAAAAAUAAACCAUCCAUCACACCUCAUCAUACACCAAUUACUACAUCACGAGUAUUAAGCGAAUGUGACCUAUAUAUGCCUAAAUAUGAUAAUGAUGCGGAUAUGAAAUCAGUGAAGGGAACUUUCGAUCGACAAGCGUCGCAACGUUUUGAAGAAUACGAAGAACGUAUUAAAGAUAAACGCCAAAAACGUAAAGAAGAACGUGACAAAAAUAUACAAGAAAUUAUUGAAAAAGAUAGGAAGGACAAAUCAUUUGCAGAAAAAGUAGAAAAAGGUUGUCUUAGGUGUGGGUGUGGGCUAGGAGGUGUUGCAGCAAGUAUUGGAUUAUUCGGAGGAUUGGGUAUCUAUGCUUGGAGAAGCGCCGCUUUAGUAACUGCGAUUCAAAAGGGUAUUGAGGCUAGUGUUGAAGCGGGUGAAGCCGCAGGUACUAAGGCAGGUAAGGAAUUUGUUAUUGCAGCAUUACAAAAAAUGGGUAUAUUUACUGUAGGUGAUCAGCGAUUGGUAUCCUAUUUUAGUACAACGGAUUAUACUAGUGCGUUAAAGAUUUCUAGUGAUAUAAUUCAAAAAUAUGACCCAUCGUCAUGUUUUUUUGAUUUCUCUGGCGCUCGUGAGACUUUUUGCACUUGGGUGAAAGUAAAAUCUGAUGCUGCAGUGAACGUUGAACGGAGUACUGUUUCAACGAAUGCUCUUGUAGAAAAAGCUGUAGGAACUAUCGUCACAGAUGCCAAAACUGUUGUUGAAAGAGCUGUAGAAACGGCUACUGAUGAAGCUAUACAAAGAAGCAUAGGUGUAGUAGACGCUAAAUAUGCUAUUUGUCAGACUGCUAUAAUUGCUUCUGUUGUUGCAAUAUUGGUAAUAGUUUUGGUUAUGAUGAUAAUAUAUUUAAUUUUACGUUAUCGUAGAAAAAAGAAAAUGAAGAAAAAAGACCAAUACACAAAAUUAUUAAAUGAAUAA
Plasmodium falciparum 3D7 is the source of this 1032-nucleotide messenger RNA. Its product is annotated as rifin. The record is from RefSeq and is a predicted model, not a curated record. The transcript has 2 exons. Bases 1 to 1032 code for a protein of 343 amino acids. Lineage: Eukaryota; Apicomplexa; Aconoidasida; Haemosporida; Plasmodiidae.